AAUACUCAGCUUGCGGUCACGCUGAACGAAAGACCAAUUUUUUUUUAUAAUUAAAAUGCCAAAAUAAAAGUAGAUAAAUAUAAUAAUAAUGGACGAGGUGGAUAAAAUAAUCAUGCACCAGCUGCAGCAAAUCGAUGCCAGCAUUGAGCCUACGGAUCAGCUGACCACCUUUACGCCUGAGCAAGUGGUGCGAGCCGUGUCCAGUUGCUUGCUGGAAAUCAAUCCAACGCUGACGGAGCUGCCGCGAUCCUUGCCGGGUGGCGCGAUGGCACAACGUUUCAGCGCGGCCACAGUGCUGGCCGAGCGAUGUAAGGAGAGCGGCUACCGCGGCGACAUUGGCUACCAAAUCUUUCUCUAUCCCAACGCUGUGGAGCUGCGACGUCUGUUGAUGUUUCUCAUUGAACGUUUGCCGCGGGAGCGACAGAAUGCAGAUAGUGCGGGCAAAGCAAAUGCGCUUAAUGCGCGCGAGCAAUUGCAGCGAGAGGUGCGCAAGAAGAUGACGGAUCAAUUGAAGGCACCCUGGGUGCCGCAAUUCUGUCGUGCGGUGGCCAAUCGUCAGAAGCAAGGCUGCAGUUGUCAGAGCAUCGAAUUUAAGCCACAUCUGAAUCUGAACAUUCCUGGGGCUAAGUUUGCCGAGCGCAGCAAAGAAGUGCAACAGUAUUUCGAGCAAUUGGCACCGAAUCUCUUUCAACAAGUGGAUGCCAGCUCCUAUGAUCUCAUUGCCUCGGUGUUGCACAAAAACGAUCUGGAGCGUUGGGGCGAAUGGGUGCCGACGGCUGUGAACGUGUUGAGUGUUCGGGAAGAGGAAGUGCCUCCAAGCCCACUGCUACAGGUUGCGGAGAAGCUGCCCGAAAACUCAGAGGCACAAACGCCAGUGCAACAAUUGGGUGACCACGUGCAACAGUUGCGUGCUCAAGCGGAAAAGUUGCUGGCUCAGCGCAAAACACUCAACGCCCACCUGGAGACUCUCAAGGCCAGGGAAGCGUCAGCUGCAGGCGAGCUGGAGAACAUACAGGCAGUGCUGAAGCUGCAUGAACGCAGCUGUUUAGUGCUGGCCGAUCCCGAGGAAAAUGUGGCCAAGCUGGAGGCAUUGCUACGUGCCACGGAAGCCAAGCGACAAACGUUGACACAACAGUGGCAGGAUUAUCGCAGUCCGCUGUUGAGCACACUCGACACGCUCAAGGCGGCCAAGGAAGCGCAGCAGGUGCAAAACGUACGUACGGGCAUCGAGCAACUGGAGCUAGAGUUGCUGGCGAAGACGCAGAAGCAUAACGAGCUGAGCGUGCGUAGCGCCCAGCAAACGCAGCAGGCACCACGCAAGGAAUACACGCGCCGCAUACACGAAUUUAUUGGCAAUAUACGCAAACAGCGGGACGACAUCGAUAAAGUGUUGGAUGAUACACGUCAGCUCCAGAAGCAGCUGAAUGUGGUUGUUGCGCAGCUGGAGCGGCAGUUCAACUACACGGAUGAUCUGCUCUUUCAGAGCGCCAAGCACGAUCUGCAUGCGAAGAAGGCUUACAAGUUGUUGGCCCAGUUGCAUGCGCAUUGCAGCGAGCUGGUCGAGUGCGUCACGAAUACGGGCAAUGUCAGCAAGGAGAUUCGAGAGCUGGAGGUGCAGAUCGAUGGAGAGAAGUUGAAGAAUGUCCUGAUCAGUUUGCAGCAGAUCACUGGAGAUAUUCAGAAGUUUGAGCAGCAUAUUCAAGAGCUGCAAUCACAAAUACGCACAGUGGAGAAUGCAAUAACGGCGGCCUAAAAAGCGAGGGAAACGAUAUUAGAAUAUUACUUACUAUAAUAUUAGUGCCAAUUAUAACAAAAAAGAAAAACAAAAACAAAACAGAUCACUCACGCAUAGCGUAGUUUCUCGUAGCCAAUUUAUUAUUCAAUGCAUUUGCAAAACUUUCAAUAAACGGACCUGAGCAAUUUCAAAACGAAA
This is a messenger RNA of Drosophila sulfurigaster albostrigata, 1933 nucleotides long. RefSeq names its product coiled-coil domain-containing protein 22 homolog. The transcript has a single exon. Bases 89 to 1753 code for a protein of 554 amino acids. Gene Ontology annotation, biological process: positive regulation of ubiquitin-dependent protein catabolic process. Gene Ontology annotation, molecular function: cullin family protein binding. Lineage: Eukaryota; Metazoa; Arthropoda; Insecta; Diptera; Drosophilidae. The record is from RefSeq and is a predicted model, not a curated record.